Lethenteron reissneri (Far Eastern brook lamprey) is the source of this 993-nucleotide messenger RNA. It is a transcript of the gene RPL8, whose product is annotated as ribosomal protein L8. Gene Ontology annotation, cellular component: cytosolic large ribosomal subunit; ribosome. Lineage: Eukaryota; Metazoa; Chordata; Hyperoartia; Petromyzontiformes; Petromyzontidae. The record is from RefSeq and is a predicted model, not a curated record. Gene Ontology annotation, molecular function: RNA binding; structural constituent of ribosome. Gene Ontology annotation, biological process: cytoplasmic translation.
GGCGGGGGUCACAGGCUCGAAAUAUCGCGAGAUUUCCAACGAGAUUCCCUUUCUCCUCCGGGAUCUACAGGAGCCAUGGGGCGCGUGAUUCGCAGUCAGCGCAAGGGCGCCGGGUCCGUGUUCCGAGCUCACAACAAACACAAGAAGGGGCCUGCGCGCCUCCGCGCCAUCGACUACGCCGAGAGGCACGGAUACAUCAAGGGCAUCGUCAAGGAUAUCAUCCACGACCCUGGCCGCGGAGCUCCCCUGGCUAAGGUCAUGUUCCGGGACCCGUACCGCUUCAAGAAGCGCACGGAGCUCUUCAUCGCGGCCGAGGGCAUCCACACGGGGCAGUUCGUCUACUGCGGCAAGAAGGCCCAGCUAAGUGUGGGGAACGUGCUGCCUGUGGGCGCGAUGCCCGAGGGCACCAUUGUGUGCUGCGUGGAGGAGAAGAGUGGAGACCGGGGCAAGUUGGCGCGCGCCUCGGGGAACUACGCCACCGUCAUCUCACACAACCCCGACACGCACAAGUCCCGCGUGAAGCUGCCCUCGGGCGCCAAGAAGGUCAUCUCCUCUGCCAACCGCGCCGUCGUGGGUGUUGUGGCCGGGGGUGGUCGCAUUGACAAGCCGAUCCUGAAGGCCGGUCGGGCCUACCACAAGUACAAGGCCAAGAGGAACUGCUGGCCUCGCGUGAGGGGUGUGGCCAUGAACCCCGUGGAGCAUCCAUUCGGUGGAGGAAACCACCAGCACAUUGGCAAGCCGUCCACCAUCCGCAGGGAUGCGCCGGCGGGUCGCAAAGUGGGUCUCAUCGCUGCGCGGCGCACGGGUCGACUGCGCGGAACCAAGGUGGUGCUGGACAAGGAGAGCUAAGCGCCACCGCCAUGCGACCGUGUGCCGGCGGGACAGUCCACGCGACCGCCAGCAUCACCACCGUCGUCACGGUCACCGCCGGCAUUUGCGUGCGUCUGCAUGUGGUGCCGUCAAUAAAGACUUCCACGUUUUUGGAAAAGAGGA